UUUUGCAAAAAAUACCUGGCAUCCUUGGACAAGAUAGUUUUGUUGAUGUUCAAUUCGAUUUUAAGCACAAAUUUUCACCGAGCUGUUUCUUGGUAUAUAUGAUUCAGUUUUUUUUAUCUCUAACGCGACGUGGAUUCUACAUUUUCUAUCAGAAGUUAGACAAAUGCGUAUGUAAGUUUUACCUUAAAGGUAGAAUUUUAUUUUUAACUUCGAUUUUUGACUCGUUGAAAUGAAGCAAAAACAACAACAGGAAAGCGUCGACUUCAAAACACGGAUGGAGGAGGAUCGUAAACUACCACCGGCGUUAAAGAAACUGUUAGAGUGGGAUGUUGUGGUCACGAAACAGUUCGUAAGCUUUCUACUAAAUUUUGUUCCCUUUCGAUCAUUACGCACUCACUGCAAAGUUUUGGAGUACUCUUGCCAUGGAAUUGCGUGGUUGUCCGGCUGGCUCGCAUUUUGUUGGAUGAUAGAUAAAUCGGACUGGUAUCAGAUGCAAGUAAAUUUGUUUAUCGGUCUCCUUACUGAUAUAGUGACGGUGGCCGUCAUUAAAGCAGCUACAAGACGUCGCCGUCCAGCUGUUAACGAUGACCCGUUUUGCAUUGGACCGGAUAAAUUCAGCUUCCCAUCGGGACAUGUUUCCAGAGGUGUUUUCAUCGUAACAUUUCUAAUCUACUUAGACCCAGUAACCUUCAUUUUUUGGCCACCAUUACUAGCGUGGUGCGUUGCGUUGUGUCUUUCGCGUUUAUUGUUAUUCAGGCACCAUAUUCUUGAUGUUCUCGGCGGAAUCGUUGUAGGAUUAUUUAAUGCGUUCCUAAUUUCUCUAAUAUGGUUUGAUCAAGAGAGCUGUGUUUGGUUAAUAUCAUACAUGACCGAUGAAAAGAUUUCAGGGCCAGAGUAUGGAGUUUAAUAGGCUUAUAUUGAAAAGUCAUUUGCUUAGAACAUUAAAACUUUUGCUGUCAUCAGUUUUGUAGUUUGCCAAAAAAAAAAAAUAUGUUGAAAUUUUAGAA
Molecule: messenger RNA, 1007 nt
Organism: Malaya genurostris
Lineage: Eukaryota; Metazoa; Arthropoda; Insecta; Diptera; Culicidae
Product: polyisoprenoid diphosphate/phosphate phosphohydrolase PLPP6
Exons: 4
Coding region: 230-907 (225 amino acids)
Molecular function (GO): sphingosine-1-phosphate phosphatase activity
Source: RefSeq, a predicted model, not a curated record